GUCUUGCCCCGGUCUCUUAGACUGGAGCAGUUUUGUUGGUGUAGUUGGAAAUAACCAACACAAAUGUGCUAGCCGGUCAGAAUCGUCUUUGUGGACGCAGAAAUGGAUUUACCAGCGUCGUAUUAUGGGGAACUUGAUCAAAGAAACCCAGUACUUUCAGCUUUUAAGCGAGAGAUUAACUCGUUUAUAACGCUGAUGAAACAAGUGGUUUCGUCGAACAACCAGGACAACAGCACUUAUGCUAAAGGGAUUAAAAUCCUGGUGGAGAUAUGGAAAAAGUUCAAACAUCGACUGCCUUUGAAACUGUACCAGGAGCACAUGUUGCAGAUUGCAGAUUUUCUAUUUGGAAUAAAGCUGUACCAGCUGGCUCUAAGGCAGGGCUACAGUCUCCACCUGUCACAGUUCAGCUCAGUGAAAAUAACUGACAUCACAAAUGUGGAUCAGUUUAUGGCCUGCUUCUUCCCCGAAGGGCUUGAUACAGACCAAAAUAUCUUUUCCAUGAAGGUACGUGCCAUGCAGGGCUGUGCCCUGUGUAUAUUCGAGCUGGAGAGACAGCACAGGUUUCUCAGUCAGAAGGGGCUCUGUAAACUGCUGCGUGUGCUGAACUUCAUGAGGACCAUGAUGCAGGCAUUUCAGCAACAUGAGCACCUCUACUGGCAGAUAUAUAAUGGUUCAUUACACAUUUACAAUGUCUGCCGUUAUUUGAUGACUAUGCAGUGCAGCGCACAGGCACUGGAGUACCUCCUGUGGGCAAGCAUCAGUUUAGAGUUGUCCAUCCCUCUGAUGACAGCUAAGUAUCUGCCAGUGAUUGUCACACUCUACUGUGCCGUCUGCCAGUGUUACUAUGACAACCAUGCUGAGGUGCAGGCGGAGGAAUUUGCCCGGAGAGCCCUCGGAAAAAUCAAUGAAUUAGCAAAACUCGGGGAGCACAGUGAAGUUCCUGCCACCAGAGAGACUCAGAGAGCUUACAAAGAUGCCUCCAUCAAGCUUGGUGCCAUGAUUUUCAAGCGAGCAGCAUUUGAGACCCGAAAGAGACCCAGAACCCUGUACAAGAGCAAAAUCAAAAGCACCCUGAAGGACAUACCUAAUGUGCCAUGGCCUCGUACCCCAACAGAGCGCCUACUAACAGGUUUGUUUGAGUGCAGCGCAGCACAGUUCCUGGGCAUUUUGGAAGCACUCUGGGACAGCAACACGCGCCCACUUCAAAUGAGAAUGCCUGAAGAUCCGGAGCUACAAGAGGUCUACCUGGAACUCCUGUCUGCUGGAAUUAGUUUGUUAUCUGGUGUCACUGGUGAGCAGAGGUAUGAUGACCACCCGUGCCUGUCUCCUCUUGUUCUGACACCGAAUUCGACUCUGAUAGAUUUAGCCAUUUCAGGUGAGUCAUUUUGGUCCUUUAUUACAAUCAGCAUGUGUGAGGUGCAGCCAGAUGCAGACCUGAUUUUGGAUAUUGUGUUGUUCCUGUGGGGUAAGAUGAAAGCGGUGAUACAGAGAGAUCCUCUGCAAAAUCAUGACAAGUGGUUGUGGUGUCUUUAUGUGUUGUAUGAGGUGGCCCUCGCCUGUGACCUGGCAGCUGUUGACUGUAUCAUGAUAGCAGAGAUGAGCCACACAUUGGGCAUGCUGCUUGAGAAUGCAGCUGAAUAUUUUCUUGAAACUUCAACGUCAGGAGUUUGCGAAAGAGACUGUGAUGAUGCAAAACCAAACUCUUUCUCUAUUCUUGAGAGUUCAAGCACAGAGCUGCUUCAGAAAGUGUGUGAGGUGGUAAAGAGGGGUCUCGAGGCUUUGGCAAGGGGUGUGGCUACGCUGGCCCCCCAGGACUGCUCAGCUUUCACUGACUUUGCGUUCAUACAGGAUGCUGCUACCCUCAUAGAGAAAGCAGGUAUGGAGGAGAGAAAAGUGUACAUGUCCUCCACUCCUAAUACUAUAUCUGAAGAUAAAGGCAAAGGAAUCAAGGAGGACGGACGGAGCCCUCCACCUCCUCCUGUCCUACUGUCACGCAACGACCACUCCAUGAGCUUUGCCCCAGCACCUUAUAACUUAGAGGGGACAAGUGUGCUGGUACCAGCUUUGCGGUCGGGUAGCUGGGGGGCAUAA
This is a messenger RNA of Oreochromis niloticus (Nile tilapia), 2091 nucleotides long. RefSeq names its product cilia and flagella associated protein 54. The record is from RefSeq and is a predicted model, not a curated record. The transcript is spliced from 16 exons. Gene Ontology annotation, biological process: cilium assembly. NCBI's taxonomy places the organism in Eukaryota, Metazoa, Chordata, Actinopteri, Cichliformes, Cichlidae. Bases 103 to 2091 code for a protein of 662 amino acids.